CGUAUGAUAAUUUUAUUGUCAAUGCGUUUGAGCAUAACGGUAUUGACUACCUGCUGAAGCCGAUUGAUGAGAAGGACCUGGCAAAAGCCAUCGUUCGCUACAAAACACUGGAAAGUCAUUUCAACCAGCACCAGACAUUUGUAAAUUCCUUUCUCCAUAAGCCGAAAGAGCGCAUGAUCGUCAGGAGAGGUAUUGAGAAUAUCGCGCUACGGGUUGACGAUAUUGUUAUUGCUUAUACAGAGAACAAGGUGGUCUAUGUGUUGGAUAAAGACGGAAAGAAAUACCUGUCAGAUAAAAAUCUUGGUGAGUUGCACCAGCAGCUCGACAACCGUGUGUUCUUCCGGGCGAAUCGCCAAUAUGUCGUAAACAUUGCCUUCGUUAAGAGCUACAAAACAUAUGAAAAGGUUGAUCUCACCAUGCCGCUCAGCAAUCACCAUAUAGUUGUAAGCCAGGAGAUGGCUCCGGGCUUCCGAAAGUGGAUGAACGGCGACU
Messenger RNA from Ostertagia ostertagi, 492 nucleotides. The record is from the annotation of a GenBank genome assembly. NCBI's taxonomy places the organism in Eukaryota, Metazoa, Nematoda, Chromadorea, Rhabditida, Trichostrongylidae.